AACGGCAGGGCAGCUGCAAGUCAGGCGAAUAUAAGCGUGCGUUUUUUCCAGUUGAAAGAACGGAAUUUCAUUGUCAAAAUAUCAUUGAAAAAGAGAAAAAUGUCCGUUAUUGGAAAGCCAGUACUUUAUUCAUAUUGGAGGAGUUCUUGCUCAUGGAGAGUUAGAAUUGCUUUAAACCUCAAAGAGAUUCCUUAUGAUAUAAAACCAGUUAGUUUAGUGAAAAAUGGUGGCGAACAGCAUAGUAAUGAAUUCAGAGAGGUCAAUCCGAUGGAACAGGUCCCGGCCCUCCAUAUUGAUAAUCAUACAUUAAUUGAAUCUUUUAAUAUUUUACUCUACUUAGAAGAAACAAGACCACAUCGACCACUUAUGCCAGCAGAUCCAAUAAAAAGAGCAAGGGUUAGAGAAAUUUGCGAAGUUAUUUCUUCUGGAAUUCAACCCCUACAAAACUUAAUUGUUCUUAUUUAUGUUGGAGAAGAACGUAAGAAAGAAUGGGCUCAACAUUGGAUUACAAGAGGCUUUACCGCUGUGGAAAAGUUAUUAUCUUCUAGUGCUGGAAAAUAUUGCGUCGGGGAUGACAUAACUUUAGCCGAUUGUUGUUUAGUUCCGCAAAUAUUUAACGCACGAAGAUUUCACGUAGAUUUGAGGCCGUUUCCUACAAUUUUGCGCAUUGAUAGGCAUCUCGAAAAUCAUCCUGCUUUUACAGCAGCUCAUCCUAAUAAUCAGCCUGACUGCCCACCAGAGGCAACUAAAUAGCAAGCAAGACAGACCACUUUGUUUCUAUUCUAAUAUUUAAGAUUGGAAACAUAGUGGUCAAGUAAAUGUCGUGGCUAUUCUAUUUUGAUGAAAGAGCUACUACUGUAAUUUUUUAAGCACAUUUUUGACAAAUUUUUGAAAUGAAAUAUCUCUAAUGAUGUGAAAAUGAUGCAGUGAUGCCAUUUAAAUGCAAAUAAGUCUAUUAACUUCUGAAGCCACGACAUAUAAAAAUAAGAUCAACGUCGACAAAAGUUUUUAAAUAAUCCCAUUGUAUUAUUAUUUAUUUUGGUGAGAUUACAAUCAAUUGCCAAACUUUUUUUAAACUCUUUUAUGAUGCAGAUAAGAGCAAACUGUUAAAAACUGCUUUAAUGAGAAGUAGACUUAAAUCUUUUAAUUUUGUUAAUUUAUUUCAUAUCUUUAUUAUUUUAAAAUGAAUAUGUUCGCACGCAAAUAUUUUUUGUAAAUAGAUUUUGUUGGCCCUUCAUAGAACUUUUAUACCUUAGUUCCACCGAUAAGUUAUUUCUUUUUAAAUUUUCAUAAGGAAACAAAUGAUUUAUACCACUAAAAAUUUAAUUAAUUAUAAAAGCAUAUUUCGUUAGUUAUGAAAUAUGUAUGCUCAGAAGUAUACAAAUCGAAGCCAUGCUAAAAACUAAAAAUAUCAUUGAGAGUACAAACAAUUUUAUUAUUAUACAAAAAAUUAUCCGAAAUUUACGAAAAUAUUUUAACGAUUAAAACUUUUAUAAACCGUGUGAUAAAUACUAAAAAGACAAAUAAGAUUGUACAAAUGAGUGUAUACAUUAGAUGUAAUGAAUUGCAAUAAGUCAUUUUUAAAUGUACACAAAUUUAUAAUGUUUUUGAAUUUUGUGUUAAAAGCUUAAUCACGAAAUAGAGAAUAAUGUAGUUUUGAUAAGAAACCUUAUAACUCAACAGAUUAAAUCAAUAUUACUCGCCUUAUGUAAUGAAAAUAAUGAUGUUGUGAGAAAAAACAAUGACUGGUUUGAAUAUAUUUAUAAAUGCUUAAACAAUGUGCUCAGUCAAUGAUAAGUUAGCGGUGUCGUAUAACUUUUGCAAUUCAUUCGAAAAAGAAUCAAAUAAUAUGUGUGAUCGAAUAAAAAUGAAAUUGCGUUAAACAAAGCGUAUCUAGUGUGCGAUAAAAAUUAUCAUACCUAUGAGAAGUACUUCCAGAACUGGUCAGCCUAUAAACGUCUUAAACUUUUUUAGAGACGCAAUUACUAGGUAGUUUUUCUUUCAAUUAAUUGUAGAUUAUUAUUAUAAAUCGUUUAUGAUCAAUACUAACAUUUUUCAAACUAAAAAAACUAUCAAUAAGAAAAGAAUGCUCAAUUAUGGUAGUCAAAUAAACUCUUUGUAAUGUGUAACAAAUGGAGUUUCGAUUUGAUCAUUCUAUAAUGAAAAUUAAUAUCAUAGUACUUAUUUAAAUGUAAAAAUAAAAAAUUGUAUGUAUGAAAUAUUUGUAUGGCUUGCAGGAAAAAUAAAUUUGUGUUAUUAUAGCGCCAAUGCAUUUGAAUUGCUUUUAAUUUCAUUCAAACAACAGAUAUGUACAAUAAGCUAUUUCAUUUUUGAAAUGAAAUGUACUUAGUAAAUUUUUUCUACUUAUAAUAUAGUUCUAAAAUUAAAUCUAUAAU
Molecule: messenger RNA, 2396 nt
Organism: Trichogramma pretiosum
Lineage: Eukaryota; Metazoa; Arthropoda; Insecta; Hymenoptera; Trichogrammatidae
Product: probable maleylacetoacetate isomerase 2
Exons: 5
Coding region: 100-753 (217 amino acids)
Biological process (GO): glutathione metabolic process; L-phenylalanine catabolic process
Cellular component (GO): mitochondrion; cytoplasm
Molecular function (GO): maleylacetoacetate isomerase activity; glutathione transferase activity
Source: RefSeq, a predicted model, not a curated record